This is a messenger RNA of Tinamus guttatus (white-throated tinamou), 1663 nucleotides long. The record is from RefSeq and is a predicted model, not a curated record. Lineage: Eukaryota; Metazoa; Chordata; Aves; Tinamiformes; Tinamidae.
AUGGGGAAUGGAGGAAUGUGGCUUGUGCAGCGUCCUGUGGGUGCUGGUGAUGAGCAGGGAGCAGUCGCUCCUGGCGCGGGCGCAUCUCCUGUGGCGGCUCCGUUUCUCUUCUUUUCCAGUUUAGGUCUAAUAUCAGAUUCUUUUCAUAUGUUUUUUGACUGCACUGCUCUUUUGGCUGGAUUAGCAGCUUCAGUUAUUUCAAAGUGGAGGUCAAAUGAUGCGUUCUCAUAUGGGUAUGUUCGAGCAGAAGUACUUGCUGGCUUUGUAAAUGGUUUAUUCCUCAUCUUUACAGCAUUCUUUAUUUUUUCUGAAGGUGUUGAGAGAGCAUUGGAGCCUCCAGAUGUGCAUCAUGAGAGACUUCUUCCUGUUUCUGUAUUAGGAUUCGUUGUAAAUCUUAUAGGAAUAUUUGUUUUCCAACACGGAGGUCAUGGGCAUUCACACGGAUCUGGGCAUGAACACAGCCAUUCUCUAUUUAAUGGUGGUCUCAGCCAUGGACACAGCCACGGAGGUCACGGUCACAGCCACAACCAUAAACAUGGCCAUGGCCACGCUCACGAUCAUGGCCACGGCCACUCUCACAGUCAGGAUUAUUGUCAUGAUGACCAUUCUCUUGAAGGGACAGCUGGAUCCAGCAAGCAGAUUUUACAAGGUGUAUUUCUACACAUCGUUGCAGACACGCUUGGAAGUAUCGGUGUAAUCAUAUCUGCUAUACUCAUGCAGAACUAUGGUCUAAUGAUAGCAGAUCCUAUUUGUUCAAUGCUGAUAGCGCUACUUAUAGGUGUAAGUGUUGUUCCACUUUUAAAAGAAUCAAUUGGGAUUCUGAUGCAGCGAACACCUCCCUCCCUGGAAAACGCUCUGCCUCAGUGCUAUCAGAGGGUGCAGCAGUUGCAAGGAGUUUACAGUUUACAUGAUCCUCAUUUCUGGACCCUCUGUACAGAUGUUUACAUCGGGACUCUGAAACUACUCGUAGCUCCUGAUGCUGAUGCAAGGUGGAUUCUAAGCCAGACUCACAACAUCUUUACUCAGGCGGGUGUAAGACAGCUUUAUGUACAGAUGGAUGUUGCAGCCAUGUAGUCAAUUCCUAAAAUUGUGCUGUUGGACCAAAGUUUUCUGUACUGUAUAUACUUCUGAAGACAGUUGCCUCCACCACUGUUCCAGAGUUGACUGAAAAGACUUCUCCCUUUGGGCUACUGAUGGAGUUCACUUCUAAGGAGUAAAUAUUGAAUGAAUGUCAUGGACUUUGGUUCCUGUCUUUUUGUGGCCCCUAAACUUGUAAGUUUUUGUGGGUUUUUUUUACUUACUACCUUUGUUCCAAUAGGAAACUAACAUUGUGGUACUGGAAACCCUGUCAUGUCUUCAGUGAAGCUGCUGAAACCACUGCUCAUUCCCAUAAAACCAGUGUUAUGAAAAAUUGGAAACUUGUUUUGUACAUAAUGUCACAAUGGCUGACAUGUGUCAAUAGAAUUCUAUGUUUGUACAAUUGUUUGUACUUUGCAAACUUAAUGAACCAAACCAUAUUGGGUUUUCAAAGUGCCUUUUAUAUCAGAAGUAUUUGCCAGCAUAGAUGUGGAACAUCAGAGGGUUUCAUUACUUUUACAAUAUAUCUUGUAUGCAGUUGGAUAUUUACUAGUGCUGUACGUGCGGGUUUUGUGUACUUGCGUAA